GGAACGAAUGCAAGACCCAAUUGCGCCACCACCCUUUUCUACUUUGCUUUUCGCGAGAGAUUCCAUAAACCCUCUCUCUCUCUCUCUCUCUCUAAUUGCGCCACCACCCUUUUCUACUUUGCUUUUCCCGAGAGAUUCCAUAAACCCUCUCUCUCUCUCUCUCUCUCACUCUCUCUCUCUCUCUCUCUCUCUCUCUCUAUAUAUAUAUAUAUAUAUAUAUAAUAAUCAUCUAUAUCUAUCUGCUGGUAUAAGAACCCAUGCUUCAUCGCGUCAUAGAGUCCGAGCUUCAUUCUUGAGUUUUUCUUUUUCCUCUCUCUUUCUCUCUUCUGGAAUAGUCUAAAUGGCGGAUCACAAUACGAAAUCAAACAUUUCCUUCGCCGGAACGUUCGCCAGUAGCGCAUUUGCUGCUUGCUUCGCCGAGCUGUGUACUAUUCCAUUGGACACUGCUAAGGUUAGGCUUCAGCUCCAAAAGAAAGCAGUUGCAGGGGAUGCAUUAACUUUACCAAAAUAUAAGGGAAUGUUGGGUACAGUUGCUACUAUUGCGAGAGAAGAAGGCCUAGCUUCUCUCUGGAAAGGCAUUGUACCUGGAUUACAUCGUCAAUGCCUAUUUGGAGGUGUAAGAAUUGGGAUGUACGAACCUGUUAAGGCCUUCUAUGUCGGUGAUAAUUUUGUUGGGGACGUUCCUUUGUCCAAGAAAGUACUUGCUGCACUUACUACUGGUGCUCUUGGAAUUACAAUUGCAAACCCUACUGAUCUCGUGAAAGUCAGACUCCAAGCUGAAGGAAAAUUGCCUCCUGGUGUGCCAAGGCGAUAUUCUGGUGCACUGAAUGCUUAUUCUACUAUUCUGAGACAGGAAGGAGUUGGGGCUCUAUGGACUGGGCUUGGGCCUAACGUUGCCCGAAACGCAAUUAUAAAUGCUGCUGAACUAGCUAGCUAUGAUCAAGUGAAGGAGACAAUUCUAAAGAUUCCCGGGUUCACGGAUAAUGUUGUUACUCAUUUAUUUUCUGCUUUGGGGGCUGGCUUUUUCGCAGUCUGUAUUGGCUCUCCAGUUGACGUGGUUAAGUCAAGAAUGAUGGGGGAUUCUUCUGCAUACAAAAAUACGCUUGAUUGUUUUGUGAAGACUUUGAAGAAUGACGGGCCUUUGGCUUUCUACAAGGGCUUUAUCCCGAAUUUUGGACGGUUAGGAUCUUGGAAUGUGAUCAUGUUUCUAACCUUGGAGCAGGCUAAGAAGUUCGUUAGAAGUAUCGAGUCACCUUGAGAUUAGAGGAUAGACAACAAAGCCUUGUGAGGAAACAUUUUCUAGGAGGAUUUGCAUACAGAACCGACGGAUGUCAAAAGCAGAAUAAGAACUUAUCUGCCCCAGUGGUGGUUAUUGAAUCCAUUUCUCUUAUAAUAAAGGGGUCCUAGCAAUAGGAAAGAUUCUAUCAGGCAUCAGCUUGGAUGAUUUCAUUUACUGUUCUUGUUAUGGUAGGCCUUGAGCAUGUUUUGUCA
Molecule: messenger RNA, 1491 nt
Organism: Rhododendron vialii
Lineage: Eukaryota; Viridiplantae; Streptophyta; Magnoliopsida; Ericales; Ericaceae
Product: mitochondrial uncoupling protein 1
Exons: 9
Coding region: 341-1258 (305 amino acids)
Biological process (GO): mitochondrial transport; mitochondrial transmembrane transport
Cellular component (GO): mitochondrial membrane
Molecular function (GO): oxidative phosphorylation uncoupler activity
Source: RefSeq, a predicted model, not a curated record